Molecule: messenger RNA, 3342 nt
Organism: Cladocopium goreaui
Lineage: Eukaryota; Dinophyceae; Suessiales; Symbiodiniaceae
Source: the annotation of a GenBank genome assembly
AUGGAUCGGUUGUUUCAAGAGGUCAAGCAUACCGCAUCUCAAGAUGCUUUUGGGCGAUCUUCCCUGCUGUUCCCGCUGCCAGUAGAUUGUAGUCGGGAAGCCCUGACAGGAGAGGCCUGUGGUGGCCCCGAGUGCGCAUGGCUAGCGCUUGUAUGCCAUGGACUGAACGUUCUGUCCGGCUGCAAAAAGUCAGCGCCCCGCAAGCGGUUGGGUCGGCAGGUUCUAGAGCUGUUGAGAGUUUUGGAUGCCCGGAUUGGGCGGUUCCUUUCUUUGUUUUCCCCCUUAAAGGUUGACCCCCACGAAGUCUGGCAGGACGUCUUAAGUAAGAGGAUCUCCUAUGACGGGGAGGAAUUUGUGGAGCCGGUGGCACUAACCCGGGAGCAGAUCACGGCCAGCCUGCCCCCCCUGGGUCAUGGGGGGUCGGUUGAACUCACCCCUCUCUUGGUAGGCCGCGCGGAGUACCUGAUCCAGCGACCGGAAGAGCUACUGCUGGACAAGGAGCUGAUGGAAGAGGGACCUAAUGCUGCCCGUGUGCACAUCGCGCUGGGUGAAGCCAUGAAGGUCUGGGAGCUGUUGGAAGAGCGCGGCAUCGUUGAGUGGAUUGAUCUGCAAGACGUCUACUCUGAUGACGGCGGGCCCUAUUUGGCGGGCAUGUUCGGGGUGCCGAAAGCUGGCAAGUUUUCGCCCGCGGGUGACCCACUUCUACGGGUGAUCAUGAAUUUGAAGCCCAUCAACCGGGCCCUGGACAUAGUGAGGGGAGACAUAGGUGAGCUGCCGAUGGCUACAACCUGGAACCAACUGAUGCUGGACGAGUCCGAGACGGUUCACAUCAGCCAGGCUGAUAUGAGCAGCGCAUUCUACUUGUUCAGCUUGCCUGCACCGUGGCGCCGGUUUAUGGCCUUCAAUGCCCCGACGCGCGGCUCAGCGCUGGGGCGGGAUGCCAACAAAACCUAUGUGCCGGCUUGCAAGGUCCUUCCGAUGGGAUGGAACUCGUCCGUUGGGCUGAUGCAGAUGGCAUCUAGGCAGCUGGUCAAGCGGUGCCAGACGUGGGGGGCCGUCGAGCUCAAGAGGCAAGCUCUGGCCCCUCCCUGGUUUGUGGACACGGUGGCCCGGGCUGGACCGCGUUUGUUCUGGCAAGUUUACCUGGACAACUUCAUGGCAGGUGAAGUCAGUUUAAAGGGUCUGCCCGACUCGGCCUCUGGUGACCUUCACCGCGAGGCAGUCAGGGCAUGGACCCGCGAAGGAGUGCUCUGUGCCGAAGACAAGCACGUCUUGAGCGCCCAGGACGCCACGGAACUGGGGGUCCAUCUGAACGGUGAGCACGGUUUGGUUGGCGCCGGCCCACAACGGAUCCACAAGUUAUUGGUGGCGACAUUGAUGUCAAGACCGCAGGCGCUGGUGGCCAGUGGUCAAGCAAGAGCUCGGGCUACUAGUCUGUUUGGUGCCAUUACUCCAAACGGACUUGAGGGCGACUUUCUCGCCGGUGGUGACCUGUUCGGACGCCUGCUGGUGGUAUCUGCAUUCAACGGGAUAGGAGGGGCAUUCCGGGGUUAUGACUUGGCCGGAGUAAAACCCCGAGGACUGGUGGCUAUUGAGUGGAGCAAAGCCGCCCAAAGGGUCACACGGAAGGCCUGGCCACGCGUGAUUGAAGUGGGUGACAUUGAAACGGUGACAGAAAGCACCGUAAAGGAGUGGAGCAAUCGCUUCCCCCGAGUCACCCAUGUGCACUUGGUGGGCGGCUUCCCCUGUGUUCACCUGUCAGCUGUCCGCGCUGGGCGGCUGAACUUAAGCGGGGAAGGAUCGAAGCUUUUCUGGAACUUGGUGGCCCUGCUGCAAUGGCUCCGAACCAUCUUUGGCCCCACUGCGCAGGUGGACUUUAUCAUUGAGAAUGUCCUCUCCAUGGAUACCUCGGCCCGGCGCGAGAUUUCGCAGGUUCUGGGCGUCGAGCCGUAUGCGCUCUGCCCGUCGGACCUGUUGCCGUAUAAUCGGCCAAGACUUGCCUGGGUCAGUGAGAGGCUGGAAGAAGGGCCGGGCAUUCGCCUGGAACGGCUGGACGGCUUCACCAGAGUUUGGAUGAGUGGCGCCGGUAUAACUGAUGAGCAAUGGAUUACACCAGGCUGGAAGAGGUAUGACGGUCAUGGGAAGCUCCCGACCUUCAUGAAGGCCAUAGCGCGCUUGAGGCCGCCUGAUCGGCCCGCUGGUGUGGCCAGAUGUGAUGAAAGCGCCAUCGCGCGCUGGCGCAGUGACAGUUUCAGGUUCCCUCCCUAUCAGUACAAGCUGGACAACCUGCUGGAGAGUGAGGAUGGGGACCUGCGUUACUGCAACGCGACUGAACGCUGCCUGCUGUUAGGCUUUGGGUUCGGCCACACCGCCUUCGCCAUGUCGGCUAGCCAAGCUAAGGGGCAUGAACAGGAGCUGGAGGACUUGCAGUUGCUGAUGUCGCCGCGCCCCUGCAACGCCGACUUUCUUAUGGACCUGAACCUGACAGAGCCGCGCGCCGCGCGACGUGGUGUCUCGCUGCGAGCGGUAGGGAUUAGCGUCAAAACAGAACGACGCUACACCAGCGCCGUGGCCACGCUGCUGCCGACCCUUGAAGCCGCGGAGUCGCUGGACGAGCUGGACCCACUCUGUGAGGAGUGGAUUGAGGCCCAGUGGAUCAGUGGCACACCGCUGGGACUGAUAGGAGAUGCCCUUUGUGGUAUCCACUUCUUCUGGCCGCAGGUCAAGGGACAUCUCCGUGGGGCUUGGCGCUUGUACAAAAACUGGCGCAAAAUUGAGGUCCCGCAGCGUGCCCCGCCGCUGCCCCGGGUUGUCUGUCGGGCGCUAGUUGGGGUCUUCCUGGAAUGGGAGGAACCCGCGCUGGCAUUCCUGGUGGUGCUGGGGUUUCAUACCUAUCUCCGCACCGGGGAAAUUCUCAAACUUCAGGUACGGGACGUCAUGCUGACCCCGGAACACGGAGUGGUGUCCAUUAAGGGUAGUAAGACUGGCCUACGGUUCAAUGUGGAUGAAGCGGUGGCCAUCAACGAUAAGGCCUUGCAUCAGCUUUGGGAGCUCUGCCACCUGGAGAGGAGAGGAGGAGCUACGCACAGCUACCAGGUGCAGCAAUCUCUGGAGAGCAUUCUUCUCCGUGGCAGAUGGCGGGCACUGAGUGUGGCCCGCAUGAAUGGAGCCGUGGAAUGGCAUAAGGGCUACUUAGCCUUUUCAGUGCAGGGCAUGCCUUGUGCCCCUGGCCAGCACGUGCCUUGCGUGUUUCGGCUGAAAAUGACCAUAGGGUCGGGAAAGGGUCAAAGGACCAAAUAUGUCCAGAGGGACAUCUUUCACUUCAGGUGCUUUCUUCAAUAA